Hemicordylus capensis (graceful crag lizard) is the source of this 5151-nucleotide messenger RNA. RefSeq names its product PWWP domain containing 2A (gene PWWP2A). The record is from RefSeq and is a predicted model, not a curated record. Gene Ontology annotation, cellular component: nucleus. The coding region runs from base 212 to 2542 and encodes 776 amino acids. Gene Ontology annotation, molecular function: histone binding; chromatin binding. The transcript has 3 exons. NCBI's taxonomy places the organism in Eukaryota, Metazoa, Chordata, Lepidosauria, Squamata, Cordylidae.
UCCUGCCCUCAGGUUCAACGUUUCCCCCCCUAGCCAAUAGGAAGUUCCCCCUGGCCUUGAUGGAUUCCUCCUGCUUCCAAUAGGAAAUUAGAAGCGGCAAGGUACUUGCCCCCUGGUAGGCGGUGUCCCCCUCCCUUCCCAGGCGGGCGAAGAAGGCCGCGGUUAUCGAUCCCGCUGCUGGUAGAGGGAGGAGGAAGCAACAGCAGAGAAAAUGGCGGCCGUAGCUGCGACUGCGGCGGUGCCGGGUGAUGGGGGAGCCGGCGAGGCCGAGCCCAUUCCGGGCAGCGAGGCCGGCACAGACCCACUCCCAGCCGGCACUCAGGCCGCCGUGGAGUCGGCGGUGCUCGAUGCCAGAGAGGAGCCCGUCGAGCCCGCUCCAGGUGGGGAGGCCGAGGAGCAACCGCCGUCGCCACCUCGGAGCCCGACGGGGACUCAAGACCUGCCGCAGGCCCAGCCCUGCCCGGGGGGCCCCGAGGGAGAGCCGCCUCAGCCCUGCCCGCUCACCGCGGGGCACUUCCAGAUCCCCGAGGAGGAGGAGGAGGAGAAGCCGCAGCCCUGCCUGUCGCUGUUGCCGCCGCCUGCAGCUGGGGGCCCCGCGGGGCCGGAGCCCGGGGAGGAGCCGCCCCGGCCGGAGGAGGAGGAGCCGGAUGCUGCCGCCGCGAAGCACCACCAGCAGCAGCAGCAGCUCUCGGUGACUGUGGAGCCGGCGGUGCCCGCUGGCGAGGAGGAGGAGGCGCUGCUGCUGCCGGGCUCGGAGGUACUGGUCACCCUGGAUCACAUCAUCGAGGACGCGCUGGUGGUGUCGUUCCGGCUCGGGGAGAAGCUCUUCUCCGGGGUCCUCAUGGACCUCUCCAAAAGGUUUGGACCCCAUGGAAUCCCUGUGACCAUAUUUCCCAAAAGGGAAUAUAAGGAUAAACCUGAAGCGAUGCAGCUCCAAAGUAAAUCAUUCCAAGAUGAGACACAGGUGAAAUGUGAAGCCAAUGGUGUAGUCACAGACUCUUCUCCCAUCCAGCAAUCAGAAUCUAACCUAGCUAAAAGCCUAUGGACUUCCAAACCACCUCCCCUUUUCCACGAGGGAGCACCAUAUCCUCCUCCUUUGUUUAUCAGGGACACAUAUAACCAGUCAAUACCUCAGCCUCCACCUCGGAAAAUUAAACGGCCCAAGCGGAAAAUGUACAGGGAGGAACCCACUUCUAUUAUGAAUGCUAUCAAACUACGACCCAGACAGGUCUUGUGUGACAAAUGUAAGAACAGUAUUGUUGCAGAGAAAAAAGAAAUUAAAAAGGGCAGCAAUGCAAGCGACUCCUCAAAGUAUGAGGAUAGUAGAAAACGAAGAAAUGAGAGCAUAACUACUGUGAAUAAAAAAAUUAAAACUGAUCUUAAAGUUGAUGGGAAAAGCCAAAAUGAAAGCCAGAAAAGGAAUUCUGUGGUCAAAGUUGGAAAUAUUGCCCACAGCAGAAGCAAAGUAGUCAAAGUUUCCACUCAAGCAAAUAUGUCAAAAACACAGUUAAAUACUAAAAAGGUUCUCCAGAGCAAAAACAUGGAUCAUGCAAAAGCUCGGGAAGUUUUGAAAAUAGCCAAAGAGAAGGCACAAAAGAAACAAAGUGCAACCUCUACUUCCAAAAAUGCACAUUCAAAGGUCCACUUCACACGGCGUCUUCAGAACACCAGCUCAGGUUCCCUGCCCCCACGAUUGCGACUAAAACCACAAAGAUAUCGAAAUGAAGAAAACGACUCUUCUCUCAAGACAGGGCUUGAGAAAUUGCAGAGUGGCAAGAUGGCAGCUAAGCCCCAGUCUCGCUGCUCCUCCACCCGCUCAGCAGGUGAGGCCCCUUCAGAAAAUCAGAGCCCCUCAGAAGGUCCUGAAGAGGCCAGCAGUGAGGUUCAGGACACAAAUGAAGUGCAUGUACCUGUUGAUCAGGAUGAACAGCAGACACUGGGCAAGAGAGGCAGCAAAAGCAAUAUAACGGUUUACAUGACCCUUAAUAAAAAUAAACCUGACUCUUCCAGUGCAUCAGUGUGUAGUAGUGAUAGCACAGAUGACUUGAAGUCCACCAACUCUGAGUGUAGUUCUACUGAAAGCUUUGAUUUUCCUCCUGGCAGCAUGCAUGCACCUUCCUCCUCCUCCUCCUCGUCCUCUUCAAAGGAAGAGAAAAAGCUCAGUAAUUCCUUGAAAAUGAAAGUCUUUUCAAAAAAUGUCUCUAAAUGUGUCACCCCAGAUGGCAGGACCAUAUGUGUAGGAGACAUUGUUUGGGCCAAGAUAUAUGGCUUCCCAUGGUGGCCAGCCCGUAUUCUUACUAUAACUGUGAGCCGGAAAGAUAAUGGCCUUUUAGUCCGACAGGAAGCUCGUAUUUCAUGGUUUGGGUCCCCAACAACAUCUUUCCUUGCUCUUUCACAGCUCUCCCCCUUUUUAGAAAACUUUCAGUCGCGAUUUAAUAAGAAGAGAAAAGGUCUUUACCGCAAGGCCAUUACAGAAGCAGCCAAGGCUGCUAAGCAGCUAACUCCUGAAGUUCGAGCCCUGCUGACACAGUUUGAAACAUGAACAUGAACAGUAAGCUCAAAGACAUUAGUCAUCUGCUGUUUUUAUGGAACCUCCCUACACUGGCACGAAGAGGAUCAGCUAACCAGAAAUGAUAUCUGAAAUGUCAUUUUCCUCUGAAAUUUACAUGAUGGUGUACACUGGGAGAUAACUUGUUCUUUUAAAAAGAAAAGAAAUCCACUCCAUUUCCAGGACACCUGUACUUACUGUAAAUUUACUUUGGAAUUUGAAAAGUGUUAGAACAUAUUUUAUAAACUGUUUUGCAAUAAAUAAGGCAUGAGCCAAGGAGCCUGUUCAAAGUGAACAUGCAAGGAACCACUUGAAUUACUAGUAUGAAGAAUCACAAAGUGUACCGCACUCUUACUCUUCAAAUGUGAUGGUCUGAAUAGGCCCCAGCAAUGGAAUCAAGACAUCUGGAAAGUUGGCUGUAAACUUCUGAACACUUUACUUUUGUUCUUAGUGUGUGUUAGAUUUUACAUCUUAACAAGCUUUAGUCUUUAGUGCAGGUGUUAGCGGAGCUGUAAUCUUUUACUAGAAGCAUGUCCAAAUUCAGCUGUGGUGUCAAGUACCGACAGUCCUGUUUUGAGACCAAGGUUUCCCAUAGAGAUGGUAAUGAGAGCAGCAACAGCAAACUUCGUGGAUCUCUUGAGUGGUCAUGGUAAAGAUCCUCCUUUGUGAAAACUAUUUUGAUAGCCAGGACUAAGGCUCAUUUAUAAAAAAAUGCAAUGGGAGGGUGCACAAAUGUCUGUCUCUGCUCUUUUAUUCUUUAGCAGUAUCCACUAAAAAUAGGAGUUACUGCUAAGAUGGGGUGAUAACUGGUAUCCAAAGUUAUUACAUUUCCUUCCUUUCUAGCACAUGGAUAUAUUGCACAUAGGUAUCCAACAGCAAGACUUGGACUCUCAUCCAGCUAAAGUUAGUUAUGACUAAGUCCCAUUGAAAGUAAGUCACAAUUAAGUCCUAACUUAUUUCACUGGGGCUUGUUCACAAUGAACUUCAGCCAGAUUGGGGCCUUACUGUUUCCAAGAGUAGUUGGUUUACUUCAACUUUUCUCCCAUAGAUUAAAAAAGUGUCCAAUAUUUUUUCAAUGGGAUUUGUGUAUUUAACUGUGUAAUUUGGUUCCAUUUAUUUCAGUGGAGUUAGAUAUAAUUAUUUUUCACAGGAUUGUACCUGCUGUCAAAAUAUCUACUUCAAUAUUUUUCAAUCUGCUUUUAAGAUGUAUACACCUCAACUUCCAUUUAAUUUUCUUAAUAGCAGAACAAGAUUCACCCGGUAUCCUGACAUGGUGAUGAUAAACUUAAGUAAAACAUAUGCACAAUCUAAAGACUAACAAACAUGCAAAUAGUUUCAAUAAAAAUAAAAUUCAAGGGAUGCCUUCUAUACACAGACUUAUCACUCAUGUAUGGCAUUAAGGUAACUACUUCCAGGUUAAUAGAAGAGAACACUUUUCAAAAGUUACCCAUACCAGCAAAUAUAAACUGAUAUUAUGGCUUCAUAAUCUCCAUGCAUGAUGAUGUAAUAAAAAUAAUCCCUUUGGCUAUUUGGCAACCGAUUUCUAUUUUUUAAAUAGCAUUUGAAGUACAGUAAAUACAUAUUAACUAUAUAAUACAAUGCAAUUCUAUAUUAAAGUUUUAGUAAUUGUGAGGAAAAAAUUUAAAAUUAUUUAUAAAUGGGGAGAGCCUGUAGCAGCUACUUUUAAAAAAUUACUUAUGUGAUGUUCUGUACUAGGUUCAGCUGUGCCACUUUUAUGAACUGCAGAUGAUUGUAAGGAUCACAAGUAAUUGCUUCGCAGAACUUUUUCCAAUGCAGUCAAAGCAAAAAGUGAAUGGUGUGGUCUCUUCUCACAUGAUGUGAUUCAGUAACUUUUAGAAAUCAUGAGAAGCCACUAAAACAAAAAGCUACUACAGCAAGUCACGUACAGUGUGUUUUGCCUCUAGAGACAAGAUGCUGCAUUGUAAUAUCCUUUUUAUUUAAAGUGGGGAGGGUACUUCAUUAGAGAAGGUGUAUAUAUCUUGGAAGAUAACCAUGGCACAAAGGGAUAGUUUCUACUCAGGAAAAUGGUGUUGGGCUGUACUAACAAGGGUACAUGUCUGGAUUGAUAAUGGGUGGAGCCAGUGGUGCCUGCAUCAACAUCGUUCUUUUAGCGAGUGCUCUUAAUUCUUUUUUCCUUCAAGAGCACUAACACUGCCCCAUUUUACAUUCACAACACUGUAGGAUGUGGAAGAGCUGCAGGUUUCUACCUUAUGGGUGAAACAAGAGAGGUGGGGGUAAGUCUCUGAAAAACAGAUAAGAUGGCUAGUUUAUACUGGUUGGUGAAGAAUUGCAUUAAACUGCAGCCAUCUUGGUUUGGAAUGAUAUUGUCAGGGAAACUUUAGUGGUAGAAGUAAUGUAUUGUUGCUUUUCACCUUCUUGCUUGAGUUGCUUAAUAUUUAAGCUUUGCUCCAUGCUACCAUUCAUGUCUGUAUACUAUGUCACUAUGCCUCCUUUGUUUGGUAGACUUGAAUGAGGAAAACAGUUCACCUACUAAGGUUUGCUUGAAAUUAAAUGUUCAAGAAUGUUGUGUACCAUCGAUUCAAAUAAAGCCUUGACUUUUUUCUCUGCACUUUUAAAAAAUA